Molecule: messenger RNA, 3444 nt
Organism: Drosophila kikkawai
Lineage: Eukaryota; Metazoa; Arthropoda; Insecta; Diptera; Drosophilidae
Product: potassium channel subfamily K member 18
Biological process (GO): stabilization of membrane potential; potassium ion transmembrane transport
Cellular component (GO): plasma membrane
Molecular function (GO): outward rectifier potassium channel activity; potassium ion leak channel activity
Source: RefSeq, a predicted model, not a curated record
UCGAGUCAGCGAGCACUCAAAAAAAGAGCAAUCUCUCGGUUCGCGAAAAACAUCUAUAGAAUCCGAUACAGAUACAGAUUUUUUCGUAUAUGUAACCGCAACUGUCAAGUGAUACAGGAUACCUCGAGUUCGAAUUCCACUUAGUACAGAACACGUCAAGCUUGAGGCAACUGCAUCUCGGUUUAAGGGAGACCCCAGCAGGGUUCACUGCAGCCAAAAGUGAUAUAAUUACCCCGAGGCAUAAUUAGCGGAAUAUGAAGGCCUCGUUGGCCCGUUAAAAAUAGACGGCCAGAGCAUGAGCGCGAGCACAAAGAUAGAUCGUGAAAGUAGCACACGACAGCGGCUGGACAUGGACAUGGAGCAGGCGGCGGAGGCCAGACACCAGCAGCGCCACCGCCGACGGCUGGGACGUAGCCAACGCGAGCCCACGCCCGUCACCGAUUUCCAGAUGCAGGGCGACCUGAGUCCGGCCAGAGGCGACCCCCUCUAUCCGGAUCCCUCGCCGCAGAUGGUCCGCAUGCAGAUCCGACCGCCAGGCACUCUGUCCGCCCACGAGAGCAAGAUCCUGCGGAAGCGGGACAAAAGCUUUGCCACCACCGCGUCGCGCAGUCAUUCGCAGCCACGGGAGGCGGAGAGGCUGAGCAGUCCGGAUGCCCACCAGCUGAUCAAGCACCGCAGCUUGUCAUCGCCGCGCCACAAAGAGGAGUCCAGCGAAAGCGAGAUGACCACAGGCAGCAGCAGCCAACAGCAGCAGAAAAUGCCCACUGUCAGUCUGGGCCAGACUCACGACACCCUCACCCGGCUGGAGCAGAACCUGCAGCGCUUCGAGGAUGAGCGCCGGCGCUUUGAUGCCGAGAAGCGGCUGUUCGAGCGCGAGAAGCGGGAGCACAAGAUGCGCCACCGCCAGCAGCUGGACAACGAGGAGCGGAAGCGCCUGCUGCAGAGCUACCGCAAGCUCAGCGAUCGCAUUCAGCUGCCGCAGGACGAGGAGGAACGCCGUCGUCUCAUCCACAGCCUGCGCCUGCAGCGGCAUGAGGCGCCCAAAGUCCGCGGCCGCAAUCGAAGUAGCGGCUACGAGGAGUCCUCCACGCAGUUUAGUUCCUCUGAUGCAGAGCCUGCGGAGGAGGUCCAUCCCCGGGCACGACCACUCAAAUCAAUGCCGGGUUAUGUGGCUGCUCCAAUUCGAGGAGCUCCGCCGCCGCCUCCUUCUGCUCCCCUAAAGCCCCCGGAAAGAGUUUCCGUGAGCAGGAACAACUCUCUGUCACCCGUGAGACCACAACGUCGUUCCAAGACACCAGAGCAGCGAGAGGAGAUCCUUCGCAAGCACGAGUACGUGGCAGUGGGGGAGACCAGGAGCGAGGUCAUCAAGCCCCGGGAAACAGAAGCGGAGCAGCAAUCGGACCUCAUGAGGAAGUACAUGGAGGCGGCAGAGCGGGCGGCCAAGGCGGAGGCAGCUUUGGCAGCGCAAAGCCUCUCGGCAGAGGGAGUGCGUCGAAGCCAUAGCUUGCGGCUGGUGGAGAAGGAGGAGAAGUCCCCGAAAACUGAGGCUAAGCGUAGCUCCAGCCUGGAGCGCCCCUUGAAAGCUAAGCGAUCGGACAGCUUGGAGAGGGGAGAGAAAGUUCUAAAAGUAGAAAGUACCACUCAGUCAUUAGAAGAUCCUGAACCGCAUCCCGAACCAGAAGCUGAGCUGACUGUAUCCUUACAACAAGAAGACGAAAUCCCAAAGGCAUUAGAAGUCAAGCCAACCCUUAUGGAGCGCCUUAAGAACUGGUUUGGGCGCAAAAAGAAGCUUCCCACUGAAGAUGUCACGGAUCUGGCCACACAACCUCUGCCGGAGAAGAUUGCCUCGCGGGCAUUCCUUUACCACUUCCGCCUGGAGUCAGGCCACGAAUGGCGGCGCCUCAAGCUGGACUACCCACAACGGGUCGAGGAGAUGCGUCGGCUGCGUAACCAUUGUGUCUCGCACUGCAUAUGCCUGGCCAUGCUCCUGGGAUUCGGAGGACUCCUCUUCCGGUACACGGAAGGAGCCUCGGAGAACAUCUACAAGUGCGAGGUGCGCAAGGUGAAGCGCGAUUUCAUCGACAACCUGUGGGACGUCAGCCACAACAUGAGAGAGGAUGACUGGAAGUCCCUUGCGCGCCAAAAGUUGCGUAAAUUCGAGGACGAACUGAACACUCUGGCCGAGCUGGGCCUGCGGCGUUAUCCCGGCCAGAAGUCGUGGAACUUUAUCAAUUGCUUCAUCUUCUGUUGGACCGUAGUCACCACCAUAGGUUACGGUCACAUCACUCCAAAGACGAACCUGGGACGCUCCCUGACCGUUAUAUACGCCAUCAUCGGCAUACCCAUGUUCCUGAUCGUCCUUGCCGAUCUGGGAAAGCUCUUCACGCGCAGCGUCAAGUUCCUGUGGGCGUAUGUGCGGCGCGUUUACUACACCCGCUCCUGUCGGAGGAUACGGAAGCAACAGCAGAUCCGAGAUGCCAUGACAGGGUUCAACACUGUCUACGACAUGGCCAUCCGGCGACCCAGCAUGUUCUUCGGCAAGUCCGACGAGAAUGAAGAGGAGUCGCAGGAUGCAGAGGCAGGCCGCUCGCUGGGCACAUCUCACCCCGAGACGCCCACAUCUCCGUACCCCGAGACCUUUGAGGUGGACGAUGAGUUCAAUUUACCCGUGUCUGUGGCCUCUCUCCUGCUCAUAUCGUACAUCCUGCUGGGCACCGCCGGCUACGUUAUGGUGGAGUCGGAGUGGCAGCCCCUCGACGCCUUCUACUACGUGUUUAUCUCGAUGUCCACCAUCGGCUUCGGCGACCUGGUGCCCAGCAACCCCAUCUAUCUGAUGGUCAGCAUGAUCUACCUAAUCUUCGGCCUGGCCCUGACCUCCAUGUUCAUCAACGUGGUGCAGAUCAAGCUCAGUGACCAUUUCAAGCGGGCCAGCGCCAAGGUGGGCGCCACCAUCGGCAUGAACAUGGCCAGCGAGUUUGGCGACGAGGGCGGCUCCCAGGUGAAGACUCCCUCCGAGCUGGCCUCGGUGCAUGGAUCGCGUCUGGACAGGAUCGAGGAGGAUGGUCAUGAGGCCAAUGGUCACUCGCCCGUGCCUCCACUGCCCUCCAUCUUGAGAACACCGCGUCCCCUGUCGCCAGCGUUUAACGGAGCGGAAGCCAAUGGAAACCGCGAUGCGGAUGUGAGUCCGCCGCCUUUGUUGCCCAGACGUCAGGUGUCCGUGGAGCCCCAGCCGCCGGCGGAGGGGGAGAACAAGAAAAAGAAGAAGCACAGAUUCUUCUAGAGCCUGCCUGACAAUGUUAACCAGUAAGGAACCUCACAAAUGACAUGGCAUCGAAUUUACGAAAACCUCUGCACACACACAUUAUUUAUUAUUAUUUGUUAUUUAAUUUUACUUGUCACCAUCGUAGGCUAAGUCUAAAGUUAAUUAAAUAAAACAUGACAGUU